Anopheles darlingi is the source of this 7916-nucleotide messenger RNA. RefSeq names its product tyrosine-protein kinase Abl (gene Abl). Lineage: Eukaryota; Metazoa; Arthropoda; Insecta; Diptera; Culicidae. Gene Ontology annotation, molecular function: non-membrane spanning protein tyrosine kinase activity; protein binding; ATP binding. The transcript is spliced from 8 exons. The record is from RefSeq and is a predicted model, not a curated record. The coding region runs from base 712 to 5685 and encodes 1657 amino acids. Gene Ontology annotation, biological process: protein phosphorylation.
GGGGUUCUAAAACAGAGUUCUUUGUGUCAGCCCGAACCAUGGAACGAUGAAUUAAGAGAUAAUGUGUGUGCAAAGGGGAAGAAAAAUUGAAUGUUGCGCUUGCGAGGUUACCUUCUUUUCCCACCGCCUCUGGUCGCGUUAUAGAUCUCUAGAGCACACAGAAACAGAAAAUGGCCUUCAUCGUCAUGCUUUGAAGUAGCAUUUUCUUCUGAUUUUGCAUCCUAAAACAUCAAAAAGCCGUUGAAAAAGCCACCUUAUAAAAAAACUUGCUGGAAAACGGAGUCAUUGUUGAAAAGAUGUGUGUAAGAUGGCGUAGCCGAUGGUACGAAAUCUUCUGUUCUGCCCAAUCUAUCCUAUAUAAUUGAGAUUGCAAUCAAUUUAAAGAUCAUAAAAGACUAUAGAAACCCCGAAUGACAGUGCUUCAGUUCAGUGACAUUUCCUGUUUAAAAGUGCAAUAGUAUGUGUUGAAAAUUGGCCUAGCUUGGUAUCAGAAAUAGUCGGUUUCAGCUCGCAAAAAGGGUAAAAUAAUACAAGUGUGAUUUGCCCUUACAUUUCCGUGAGCUGCUAAACAUGUGAUCCAAAGCACCACAUAUUCAUAAAAGCAACAUAUUGUCAGUUUGUAUCAGCUCUUAUCGCGGCCAACAUUAGAUUUAAAGUGCGUUUAUUCCGGUCGUGUAUGAAAACAGUUCUUUAAGUGCCCAGAUCUAUGCAAUGGGAGCUCAGCAAGUCAAAGAACGUCCUCCGGGCCCCUCGGCUCUAGGUGCCGGCAGCUCGAUUCGUUCCAGCCGGAAUAAGCUUCGUUCGUCCAAGGAUACGCGAACGAUAGGUUCGAACAUAUUCACCGAACACAGCGAGGCACUCCUGCAAUCCCGACCACUUCCGCACAUACCUCCUCCGGGAAGCUUGCUGCCGGCUGAUUUAUUAUGCCAAAACAAAGAUAUCCCAGAAAAUCACAGUGGCACGAUGCUUUCACAAGGAAGUUCAACAACAGCACAGUCCAGUUUUGAGUGUGCGCAUCGAUGGACGUCAAAGGAGAACCUACUAGCCCCCGGUCCCGAGGAAAAUGAUCCACAAUUGUUCGUCGCCCUGUAUGAUUUCAAUGCCGGUGGCGAGAAUCAAUUGAGUCUCCGAAAAGGAGAACAAGUACGAAUACUUUCAUAUAAUAAAUCUGGAGAAUGGUGUGAAGCUCAUUCAGAUUCUGGACACGUGGGUUGGGUACCUUCAAAUUACGUGACACCUCUUAACUCAUUGGAAAAACAUUCGUGGUAUCAUGGUCCAAUUUCACGUAACGCUGCGGAAUACUUGCUAAGCUCUGGUAUUAAUGGGAGUUUUCUAGUAAGAGAAAGCGAAAGUUCUCCUGGUCAACGCAGCAUAAGUUUGAGGUACGAUGGACGCGUCUAUCACUAUAGAAUAUCGGAGGAUUCAGAUGGAAAAGUAUAUGUAACUGCUGACGCCAAAUUCAAUACAUUAGCUGAGCUUGUGCACCACCAUAGUGCUCUACAUGAAGGGCAUGGACUGAUAACACCACUGCUGUACCCGGCACCGAAACAAAAUAAACCGACAGUUUUUCCACUAAGUCCGGAACCAGAUGAAUGGGAAAUAUGUCGCACUGAUAUCGUGAUGAAGCACAAAUUAGGCGGCGGACAAUAUGGAGAAGUGUAUGAAGCCGUUUGGAAAAGAUAUGGAAAUACGGUAGCUGUGAAAACUUUAAAAGAAGAUACCAUGGCACUUAAGGAUUUUCUAGAGGAAGCGUCCAUUAUGAAGGAAAUGAAGCAUCCAAAUUUGGUUCAGUUGAUAGGUGUAUGCACAAGAGAACCGCCAUUUUAUAUCAUCACUGAAUUUAUGAGUCAUGGAAACUUACUGGAUUUUCUUCGCACAGCUGGAAGAGAAACAUUGGAUGCUGUAGCUUUGUUGUACAUGGCUACACAAAUUGCUUCCGGCAUGAGUUACUUAGAAAGUAGAAAUUUCAUUCAUCGCGAUUUAGCUGCGCGGAACUGUUUGGUUGGCGACAACAACUUGGUUAAAGUAGCAGAUUUCGGUUUGGCUCGACUCAUGCGAGAUGAUACUUACACAGCACAUGCGGGGGCCAAAUUUCCCAUCAAAUGGACAGCACCGGAAGGACUAGCAUAUAAUAAAUUCAGCACAAAAUCAGAUGUUUGGGCGUUCGGUGUACUUCUGUGGGAAAUAGCAACCUACGGCAUGUCGCCAUAUCCUGGAAUUGAUCUCACGGAUGUGUUUCACAAAUUGGAAUCCAAUUAUCGUAUGGAGCGGCCCCCGGGUUGCCCUCUCGAAGUAUAUGAUUUAAUGCGGAAAUGUUGGCAAUGGAACGCACAGGAUCGGCCCACCUUCAAGAGCAUUCAUCAUGAUCUAGAGCACAUGUUUCAGGAAUCAUCCAUUACCGAAGCUGUAGAGAAACAGUUACAAGGAGUUGGUAUAAUAUCGACUCUGUUAACACCGCAGAUGAACAAAAAGUCUUAUAAUAUCGCGCAACAGCAGCAACAAUUGCCGACUAAUGGGCCACAACAACAACCAUCUCACGAGCAGGCCACUACUCCCAUCUCUGACUCGGGAUCAGGUUCAAAAUUCAGCACUUUUGGAAAUAAGCACCAGUCGACAGGCGUCGUUCAAAUGCGUCGCACCACAAAUAAACGUGGCAAGACAGCACCAGCACCGCCUAAGCGAACAAGCUUACUUUCUACUAGUCGUGACUCAACCUAUCGCGAUGACGAAAAUUACAAAGCAGGAAACAGCGACCAAAAUACAAAUGGUUUCAAUCGCGAUGCUGUGCAUCCUGUAAAUCGUGCAGAUUCAGAAAAUGAGCAAACAGAGAAUACUCCUGAUAAUGAUACGGACAACCAAGAGCACGUGGAGUUCCAAAAACCGUUUCAACACGGUUCAUUUAAAAGGGCUCCUAUUAUAGGUAACCGAGGGAUCGAAAUACGAAACAGUAAGCGAUUAACCCAACAGAAUAGACGUGACCAACCAUCGGUUUCAGUGAUAUCUCAAAUAGGCGCCACUAACUCGGGACAAGCUCAUCACCCGAUUUUGGGAGCAUUGGAAGUUCAGAAUGUAAAGAAAGCUAUAAAUCGAUAUGGUACAUUGCCUAAGGAUGCUCGAAUAGGAGCUUACCUUGAGUCUUUGCGUCAAAGUGAUGGUACGAUAGAAAACCAAAAAGAAUCUGUUGAAUCAGAAAAUCAACCUGCUAUGAAUGCUACCGCCUGUUUAAAGCAACACGCAAACCAACAUUCCCCUAUGAAGUCGGAAGCUUCCUUAACAGCAGCAGCUUCGCAAGCAAACGUAGCAUCAACGAACCACACGAUCACUGCUAAAAAUGUAACAAUCAAAUCUCAACCUCAAAUGAUUCGCAGUAAUUCGUCUAGUGGCGUUACAAUGUCUAACUCGGCAACAGCUAGUCUUUCAAAACUACAACGUCAUCGCACGACUACUGACGGAUCAAUGAUGGCAUUUUCCUCCUUUCGUGGAGUGAUUGGAAGCAAUAGUCCAAAACGAAUAUUACAGCCAUCUUUGGCUGACCUAGAGUUUCCACCACCUCCGGUUGAUUUGCCUCCACCGCCGGAAGAGAUUGAAUCAUCAGAACAGCAACGGACAUUUAAAAUUGAGCAAACUUGUACAAACGAUGUGUGCACUACAGAACCGAGUGUGGAGGAAGCUAGCUCACGAUUCGGUGUAAGUUUACGUAAGCGCGAGCCAUCGACGGACUCUUGCAGUUCUCAAAGCAGUCCUAUAGAUAUAGACUCUUCGAUUGACCCGUUGUCUCAUUCAUCAUUUAUCAAUGAACUGUCAACCGAUCCACAGACAGAAAAGAAAAAAGUUCUUUUCUGCAAAGAUGGGACCAACGUGCCAAAGUUUUUGCAGAAAGAUGAAAGCAAUACCAGCAACAAAAUUGUUGAUAUAAAAAAUACAGCGUUUUGUGGGAACAGCGCCGUCGCAACGAAUGCUUUCGAUCCAGCAAUACAACUAGUUAAUGAGUUGUCAGAAUCAGUCACAUCAUCAAAAACUCUCUCAUCACCGCCUACUCCGAAGGAUCAGCCGCCUCUGCUUUUGUCACAUUCAAAAUCGUCUGAAGCGAGUAAAUUUCGUCAACCUCUUGACACAUCAAAGUCUAGCGUAGCUCCACCGCCGUUUACAAACGAUUCAACAAAAAUCAACAAUCCUGACAAAGGAAAUGAUCGUAUUACUGUGCAGGCAAACUCGUUGAAAUCACAACUGAAGAAAAUUGAUCCUAACAUACGAAGUACUAGCAAGCUAACCGAAAAGGAGGAUAUUGGUGCAGUAAUGAUUGAUUUUAAGGCAAGACUUCGUAAAGUGGAUUCCAACAACGUUGUUAGCUCCAGCAGUUCUGAUAGUCAGAAUGUUGUAGAAUACACGUCGUUGGCUAGUAAAGUGCAGCAAGUUGGAACAUCCAAUAAUUCUAGCAACAUUCAUAAAAAUAAGAUAAACUCCUUAUGCAGUAACAUGUCUAACAAAAGUAAUGGAAAUUUUCUUACCAACAAUACUUCAUCAGAAAAUGAAAAUUUUCGUCCUGCUAUGAUACAAUAUGAGGCAGGUAAACGAAAUGGAACGAAUGCUUAUUUUCAAAACAUAGUUUCAAUAGAUUCCUGCAAGAAUGUUUUGAGUGCAAACAACGAAGUCAGUAAUACUAAGUUAACCAAAAAAAACUCUUUGCCGAAAGAAACGGGAAUGGUAUCGACGGAUAGCAAUAAGUUGAAUGAACUAAAAAAGACUGAAAUUAAGAUUGAUGUUGGAGAAGAUUGUAAACGAGAAUGUUCCGAAAGUAACUCUCUCCAUCUGGAGUGUGGAGGAGGCAGUGGUGAUAACAUGUCUACCGGAAGUAGCGCAGGAGGAUGCGACGAAGGUGAUGGAAAACGAAAGAGUACGGGCAGUAUUAGUAGCUUAAAAAAAAUAUGGGAAGCUAAAGAAACUUCAAGCGAACAGCAAGUUCAGUCGAGCCCGAAAAUGGGUACAAAAUGUCCUAAUAAGACGUAUAAAUACAAUAAUUUCGAGCUAGACGAUCCAUACGAUCAUCUGGAUAAUCAGAUUGAUCAGCCCCAUUCAUUGAGCUGUGUGGCACCAACGCUGUAUAACAGUGGUGCCAAUCAUACAGGAAACACACAAAGCAUAAAAAAACCGGCAGUUCCACUAAAACCUUCAAAGUUCACAUCCAUCUAUGCAACGCCUAUUCAAACUACAUCACAAGUCGUUUCUACAAUACAUGGGCCAAGCGGCGGAAAGUCAUCUAUGAUCUCCAUUAACACUAUUAAAGCAGACGAUGGUGAUAAUGGUCUACAGCAAAAUGAAAGGCCUUGUUCAGCAGUUUCCUCUCCUGGGUUUGCCGUUACAAUGCCAGGCGAACGAGAACAUAUUUUGGAACAGUUGGAAUUCCUACAGGGCGCUUUGAAAUCGUCUGUAUCGGCGAUAUCUGGUACUCAGUGGUUGGCAAUGAGCGAACGUUUGAAUAUUUUGCAAUCCAGUUGCAUCGCAUUUGCUGAGAAUGAAUCUCUCCCUUUGCACGCUAAAUUUCAGUUUCGUGAACUAGCGACACGCGUUGAAAAUCAGUCCAUUUCUCUCAGGUCAGCUAGCAACAAAAACGCCAAGGAUAAUGAAAAACUUGUUCAAGAUGUUGGACAAUCUCUAAAGCAGAUAUCAAAUGCUUUACAUAGGUAAUUUCCAGUGAAUUUGUUUUAUUUUCAUGAGCUAUUUUGAUAGGACUGCAGAAUGUAUUUAGUGAAAAAGUAGAGUCCAUUUCUACAAUGGGGAACCAGUAAAAUUAUUGUAGUAAUGCCAAAAAGGGUUUUAUGUCAUUUUUUAAUCAUUAGGAUGAAGCUGAUGAUUUUCUACCCAUAUUUAUUCGAAUAUUAUUCCUACACAGGCUAAGCCGAGUAGAAAAUCGAUAUAUCGUCACUCGUUAUUUUGAAUAUUGUUUUAAUGUUUGAAUGAAUUUCUUGGGAUCUAUGAAUAUAAUUGAUUGUGUUGUAUUUUGCUUUAAUACAAUCGAAUUGAAUUUCGAUUUUAUUGUUUUCUUAAGUUAAAUUAGAAUCCUUCGAUUCGAAUUCGAAACAUGUACAUAAUACGAUUAAUAUUUGCAAAUUAAUGCUCUUUAAGCAUGCUCUAUAACGCGAUUGAUACUGGCUAUGGUAAUCCAAAUACAACUCAAUGCAAAGUCAAAAGUGACAAUUAUCUUUUAAAAUCUUCUAAACCUUCCAUAAUUUGAAAGCAAAAAACACUCUAAACAAUCAAAAUCGUGCUGAAAUUUGAUUUUUAUCUUGCAAUGGUGUGAAUUGCAGAUGCAAUACUUUAUGUUGGUAAUACAUGUCUUAGAGCACAGCAAGUGGUAGUUUUUGUUUUUCAGAUAAAACGACAUGCAUUUAGUUCGUGGUAAACGUCGAUUGAAACGAUGGUGGUAAUUUUUACCAUUUUUUUUAAAUAAGUAAUACACUAGCAAAACCACCAUUAGCUCGUCCAAACCUGCUCGUCUGUUCCUUCAUAUCCGCCUACAAUAUUAUUUCAGAUAGUAUUUUCUCGUAGCGCCAGCAACAGGGAAUUAUGUAUAAUAUAACUGUAAGUGUAAUGAUAUAUACCUUUGCAACGCGGGCAACAUAUGGGGAAUAUUUACAUGCGUGAUUUUAAAUAUUUCUAAGUGAAGAUUAAUGAAGUAUAAAACCAGUAUAGUUUGCUUGACUUAAAGUCAAUCAAAUGUAGAAGACUGUAGCAACUAACUUUCGUAGUAGAUAGCGGAACCUAAGCUAAACAACAUAAUCUCGAGAAUCAUAAGAGCGUAUCAAAAACAGUUAGUUUUUUGUGUCUACAUUCAAGAGCCGGAUCUUGUAAUCAUAACAAUUUUGUUCGUACUAUCCACAAUAUUGGACAACCGAAGGAUAACAUCAACUCAGGCUAAAUAUUUGAACGGAAAUGGGCUUGUUUGGGAAGAGUCUGGCCAUUUUUAUUAUUAAAGCAGCCGCUUUCUCGCGAUAUCAUAUAAUCAAAGAAAACGUAAAACACGUGUCUAAACAGGAAGACAUACUUUUAAAGCUGAAGGAUAACAUUUUUGUUCAGAACAUGGAUAAUUUUCGACAGUUAUAAGUAAUCCAAUAUAAACAUGCUUCUAAGUAAAUAAAGAAUGUCUGUAAUGAAUUUCAACACCUAUCCAGCGUGAAUGUCAAAGUAAACGUGUAUGCUCUGCAAUUGUGCAUGUGCGCUUGGUAAGACGCUCUUUUUUAUUAUCAUGUGUAUAAAACUAGACUGACACACAAGUGUCAAAUGUCUUGACGCUUUUGUAAAGCAAUUAAGAGAUACAUAAAAAUCAAUGUUUUACCAUAUCUAAGGUAAAUCGAUGAAACUCUAGUCGUAAAAGAUACAGCCCAAUCAAGGUGCAAAUAAUAUUUUGAACCGGUUACAUGAUUUGUAUGAGUCGAAUAAUCAAGUAUCCUCCCUAAGCUUUCCCAAGAAAAAUAGAAUAUUUUCUUUUUAGUUGGGCGAGAUUGAAGACCUGUUUUCAGAAUUGAAGAUAAAAAAGGCUUUUUUGCAAAUGUUGAAUGAAGAGCCGUUGCUCUUGAACUUCGUAGAUUCUCUUAGUUGUACUGUCGCUCACAAAAAAUAUCAUCGUCCAAAAGUAAAACAAUGUAGAAAGAGACCGGAUUUUUAGAUUGUAAAUCACAGUGUCUAAGUUAAGUUUUAAGCAUUCAUUUUAAACAAAAGUGCAACUAUAUCAUAUUUUGCGUCGCGACAUUGGUUGUAUUCAUAAAUAUAUAUAUUCAAUCAAAUUCUUAUCAGUUGUACAAAAAAUAAUCAAGCAAAUGGACAAACACCACAAGUAAUGCGAACCUGGGUUCUUGUACGAAAUAGAUUUAAUAUAAAUAUUAAAUUCGAAUGAAUAAUAAACAUUUGUAUCUAUUACA